This is a messenger RNA of Boleophthalmus pectinirostris (great blue-spotted mudskipper), 5582 nucleotides long. It is a transcript of the gene iffo2b, whose product is annotated as intermediate filament family orphan 2b. NCBI's taxonomy places the organism in Eukaryota, Metazoa, Chordata, Actinopteri, Gobiiformes, Gobiidae. Bases 463 to 1941 code for a protein of 492 amino acids. The record is from RefSeq and is a predicted model, not a curated record. The transcript is spliced from 8 exons.
GCACCAACCCAAGAGCAGCAGCGGAGAGGAGAGAGAGGGGCCGGGCUGUGCGCUACUGCAUCCUGCCAUACCACCGCGGCACAUGGGACCAUACACAAGGCACCACGCUAGAAGAGGAUAACGAAGCCAUGUUUACGUGAGGUGUCGCCUAUAUGAAGAGGUGUAGCUUCAACAUAUAGCGUCCAAAUAAAGCAGGACUAGAGAGAUGAGGUGUUUGAGGAGCACAGACGCUGCUACUCAUCACUGCGGGCUGCGUCAAACUCCUGGCGCUUUUAGAUGAUGUCGCCUCUUUUUGGACCGUAAGGGAUUUUUGUAAUUUUGCGAAAUUUUAAUGCUACAAUGUGACAGUGACACAGCAUGGGACAGAGAUGGUAACCUCGCCUCAUUUUUCAGCAUUGUAAGCAGGAGCAGUGAUAUGAGAAUUGCGCUGCAUAGAUAAGUUUGAGUUGGGUUAUUUUUGGGAUGUUUUCUUCCGACAUGAAUGCGCUUUUCUAUCCGGACACUGGUGCACCUGCUCCGGUAUGCACUCUGCCCGGUGGCUCACACUCGCAGGCAGUGACCAGCGCCUUGAGGAACGACUUGGGCUCCAAUAUUCACGUUCUGAAAACUCUAAACUUGCGAUUUCGCUGCUUUCUUGCCAAAGUUCAUGAACUGGAAAGACGAAAUAAACUUUUGGAGACACAGCUACAGCAGGCUCAGCACAGGCAGCAGUACCGGGCACUUUACGCGCGGGAUGUGGCGGUGCAAACGGAUGGGCCAGAGUCCCGGAUGCCCGGUACCAUAUGGAGUUUUACCCACGUCCGGAGGCAAGGGGAGCGGUUCGAGACGGUGCACGGGCCCGGGGUAACGUGGACACAUCCGGAUGGAGUAGGGGUCCAGAUAGACACCAUUACGCCUGAAGUGAGGGCUCUGUACAACGUCCUGGCCAAAGUCAAGAGGGAGAGGGAUGAGUACAAGAGAAGGUGGGAGGAAGAGGCCAUGCGCAGACAGCAGCUGGAGUCCACGGUGGAGACACUGCAGCAGAGCGCUCAGGAGUCACAGGAGGUGCAGGGAGAGCUGAAUGAAAAGGUGGAGAGACUCAAAGCUGAAAUUGUGGUGUUCAAAAGUUUGAUGAGUGAUCAAAUGUCUGACCUGGAUACAAAGAUUCAGGAGAAGGCGAGGCACGUAGACAUGGACAUCUGCCGGAGGAUCGACAUCACGGCCAAACUAUGUGAUGUCGCCCAGCAGCGAAACUCAGAGGACAUGUCCAAAAUGUUCAACGUCAGCCCGGCCCGAUCACUGCCCGAGAGGGGGGCCAUGGCUUCGGCCUGCUGCAGAAAGAAAGAGCGAAAGGCUGUGUCCGAUGAGGAGAGCUCAGAGAUGGACGCAGAACCGAGCCCGACGGAUGAGGAGAUGCCCGGGUCUCUCAACAUCACGGAUGAAAUGAAACGAAUGCUCAAUCAGUUGAGGGAGACGUUUGACAUUGACGAUGAUUGCGACAGCCUGACCUGGGAGGAGAACGAGGAAACACUGCUGCUCUGGGAGGAUUUCACCAAUUACAAUGUACCCUCCGCCAUCACCAUGACAACGUGCCCCGCCCCCAGUGAACCCAAUGGAGAUGCCCCUGACCCCGACUCUCAGGAUGGCAGCCUGGGAAGCCUCAUCGAUGAAACUGAGUCUCUGUUUAAGACGCGAGAGCAAGAGUACCAGCAGACCAUCGGACAGAUAGAGAUGGAGCUGGCGACAGCGAAGAGUGACAUGAACCGUCACCUGCACGAGUACAUGGAGAUGUGCUCCAUGAAGCGCGGCCUGGACGUUCAGAUGGAGACCUGCCGCCGAAUGAUCAAAGGGGGGCGCAGCUCACCCUCCUUCAGCUCCGUGGCCAGCUCUGACUCAGGAAACACAGACGACAUACAGGACGAAAUCUCAGACAAGGACCCUGAGCCUGGAGCUGUGAGCUGAGGGGAGGCAGAGGGGGAGAGAGGGGGUCUGGUCUGCCUGUACACCUGGGGUAGACCUGUGUGGACUUUGGGACCGUAUCUUUGGUCUUAAAAGUCCAAUCGGGUGCAUAGACAGAGAUCUGGUGCUUUUCCUGUUGUUAAAAGGGUUGUGGGUCCUCUUCUGUCAAGUGCAUACACUGUAAACUCCAAGCUGUGCUCUUUUAUUCAAGGAUCUGCUAACCAGGACAGAUUUCAUUUUUUAAAACUGCAUUUCGCUUAUUUAAAAGUGCACUUGGUUUGCCACACUCCAUAGAGAUGUUUUGCUGGAAAUACUCUACGAUAUGGCAUUAAAAUAUAUCAAUCAUAAUGCAUUCUUACUGUAAGGGGACUCAUCUCUCCACAGAUUUCACUUGUAACUUCACUUGGUUUCAUCACCUGCUUGCCUCCAUGGAGAUAAGCAUAAAGUUUAAUGCUAUACUGUGGAAAAUUCUAGACAAAACAUGAUCAUUCAUACAGUUAAGCAGGUGGCAGACCAUGGUAAAGUAUGGGUGAAACUACCUAUUCAACUACUUUCCAUCUGCUUUGCAAUAAUUCCCAUUAUUUCAUGACUUUAUCACAGGACACACUCACAUCCAAUGCAAUUACAGGGUUUCUAUGAACCAGGUAAAACUAAGCAGGUAAGCUUUAUACUACAGCAGCCAUAUUAAAAUAUUUGCCAUCAGGUCAAUCAAACUUGCUGUCUUUUGUCUCUGUGUAUUACUGUCAAAUACAACGCUGCAAACACUGACAGAAGAAUAGCCAAUGACAUCUCAGUUCAUUUUGAUAUGACAUCCUUUACACAGCAUUAAGAGACUGCAUAACUAAACCAUAAGAUAGAUAUAGGGUUGCCAGAUCAGAGAAUAAGAGCACAGCUGUUUGAUGCACUAUUAAAGUUCUAUGCAAGUUUUUGCCAGCCUUAUUUUUGGACUGGCCUGUUCCCUCCUCAUUUCUUUUAAGUAGCCUUUAAAGCAGGUUUUUAUAUGUUUUUGUGCAUUUAGAAUCCUUAGUACGGAUCAUGCAUGUCAUUAUUGCCUUAUUGCAGAAACCACAAACUGUGUUUCUAAAACAAGAACAGCAUUGGGUAUCAUUUUUUCAGUUUCUCUCUUUUUUUAAAAGAUGCACAAUGUAACUUUUCCAGUAGAAGGUCUGUCACCUACUUGUCUCCAUGGAGAUGUUUGGAGAUGUUGUUGCUUUGUCUAGAAUCUCCCACAGUAUGGCAUUAAACAUAUCCAUCUAGGUCUGAUGUUGAAAAACAUACAAUCGUAUUAUGAGCUGUCUCAUCUCUCCAGAGAUCUCACCAGUAUCUUGGCCUGAUAGAUCCAGUGAUGGAUGAUAAUUGGAGAUUUAAUGCCAUACUAGGGAACAUUCCAGGCAAAUCAAUAAUAUCUCCAUGGAGACAAGCAGUUGGCAGACCCUCCCACAGAAAAACUACAUAGUGCACAUUCAAUAUGAACCAAUCAGAAAUGUUUAUCACAAAAGCCAAACCAUGUUAAAAAUAUUUUAAAUCCAACCACAGGAUACUACAAUUUCAACAGUACAUAUACAAAUACAACAGUACGUGUCUGAAUGUAUAUAGGACAUGAGCUGUAGACACCAGGGGCCUCUUUUCCCAAUUGGCUUGAAUGAUUGAAGACUGAAGCAUGGAUAUAGCACUUACAGUUGUUUCAAUGAAAAUGUAAAGUUGGUGGUAAUUAGAAGGUCAAAGUUCAAGUGCUUUUUUCUGAUACAUUGAAAUGUAAAAUUGCAGACUGUAAAUGACAGGCCUUACUGUAGCAUGUGUGGAUAUAUGGGGCUUUUUCUAAUCUUUCUAAACCUGCUUUUGUAACAGCUGCUAAACAAAAGUUAUAUUUUUUAUCAUGUCUUCUGUAAUCAUGUGUUUUAGGCAAAAAGAAAAAAAAAUAUAAUUUUAUUUUGUGUAUUAUGUCUUAACAUCGGGCAGUUUUAUAUGCUAGCAGCCCAAGCAUUAAACUAUAUGACAGUUUGAGUAUAUUUGAUUAACUAUGUGCUAGCAGUGAGCGAAAGUGACCUGAGAAAAUGUAUUUACUCAGUAAGUAGCAUUCAUAUCUUUGUUGAUGUUAAACCAGCCUAAUCAGAGACGAAGAGCCAUGUUAUUGCUACUCAACUUUAUAGUUUUAAAGUUGCAUGUAACUUUUCUGGUUGAGGAUCUUGUUUCCAUAGAGAUGUUAUUGUUUUGCCUGGAAUAUUCCACCCUAUGGCAUUCAAGGUAUCCAUCUUGUUUAAAACUGCGAAAAUGUACUUUGUAAAUUAUGGAUUCUGUCUUUGAUUGGAUCCUUCAGGUGUCUGACAUUUGCCCUGGUAGUGUCAUCUGCUUGUCUCCAUGGAGUUUAAUGCCAUACUUCAGAAAAUUCCAGGCGGAGCAAUAACAUCUCCAUGGAGACAGGCUACAGUGUGUUUUUAGGUUUUAGUUUGAUUACAUCUGAACCUAGAUCUUCAGAGUUCCAUCUCAUCUCAAGCCAAUUGAAGCCAAAGUGCGUAUUUGACAAAGGUGAAUGGCCUGUGAUAGUAUUAAUGCUAUCAGUAUAUAAAAUGCCUAUGACACUAUUCAGUCAUAACAUGAUGACCAGUGCGACAAGCUAGACCACACAGGCAAGCUUAAUUUCCCUCCCAUAUGUAGAUCAGAAUGGGUCAAAUGAAGAUGACUGAUUUGAUAGGGAGAAUAAAAAAGGACAACUGUACCUUUCCUUAAUUUUUAAUACCCAUGGAACACAACAAACCCUUUAAAAACUGCAGCUUUGGUAAUGUGUUGCAUGGGAUUCAGGUAAAGAAUUCGCUGUGACAAUGGUCCUCCAUCCAUUACUAUAGCAAUAAAGCAGUUCUAAUCCAAAAAUGAUAUCUUUUGAAUGGGUAAAGGUCCUAACAAAGUCUUUAAAAUCAAGAAGGAACAAUUUGCCUGAAACUCAUGAAUAGCCGAGUUGUCUAUUCAUCACAUUUUAGCACGGUAGCAAGGUAAUUUGAUUUGUAGUGCAUAUUUCAUUCACAAAACAUUUCAGGAGAGGUGUGCUAAAAAAAUAAAUAAACUUAGAAUGCAAAUAAUUAGCCUUUCUAAUUUCCCCAUCUUGUAACCCAUCAAAUAAUAAUUUAUUUUCCAUUCAUUUAAGCUGGUCAUAAUGUUAUGCCUGCUCAGUGUCUAUCAUAUACCGAUUGUAUGACUGUGGAUUUGAUAUAUCUGUGUAUUGUAAACUAGAGGGCAAAAAAGUCUUGCUAUACUUUGAUGACUGUUGCUCGCGGUGGGGAUCUUUUUAAUUAAACUGUAAAAUUUUGAAUGAAACUUUUGCUUGUAACCUAAAAAGGAUCAGUGGACUUAAAUGAUGUAAAACAAGUUCAAUUUGUGGAAUGUCCAUAUUUCUUACUAAAUGGUUUUAUACAAAUGUUUUUAUGAGUGUAGCUUUGGGAUUUUUAUUAUAUUUGUUUGCAAUCAUCAGUGCUUCUUCUAAUAUUCACUGCUUUAUUGUUUGUUUUAAAAAUUAAUUUUUAAGGAUUAUAAUAAGUUUAAGAGAGUAUUUUGUUUAAUCUCUUGAUAUAAUGUAUUCAUGUGGGUCUGGGAUUAUGGCUGUUCUGAAUUGUUACUGGGGUAAAACAAAUAAAAGGUAGAUUGGUUAAAAA